AAUGAGGCUGCUGAGAUUAACAGUUUUACCAGCACAACCUCUCUGACUCCACCUGAAAAGGCGAGACAGUUUCAUCAUCAGAGUCACUGCUGCCAACACAAACGAAGAAGACAUGCUGCCAAUCCGAGCUGUGGUGGUGAUCACACUUACUGUUUGUCUGACUGCAAACACAUCAGCAGCUUAUCCUGACUGCUGUCGAAGGUACAUGAGAGGCAAAUUACCAUAUUCAGCCAUCAAGGGGUACUCAGUCCAGACUGAUACAGAGAUGUGUCCCAUCAAUGCCAUCAUUUUCCACACAAAGAAAGGGAAAGCAUGCGCCAAUCCAGCUCUGAAGUGGGUGAUUGACGCUAUUGAUCGCAUAAGGAAAAAAGCGCAGAAGAUCCACCAGCGCAGCUCACAGCUGCAGAAAUAGAAGAUCAUUGGAGCUUUUUAAAGAGACCACUGAUGCCAGCUACAGAAAACAAAGUUUUUUAUGAGAUCUUUGCAUCCAGCAACUGUUUUAUAGUCCAGUGAACUCCAUCAUGUGGAGCCUGCUGUAAAUAAGAAAGAUGUUGUCAAACAAUGGACAUAUUAGCUCAGUUUUAAGAGGUCUAUAAUAUUAAUUUAUACUUUGUAAUUGUAACAUUUUGGUUUUGUGCAUGUACUGUUGUGUUAAAUAAGAGUAAUUUAUGCAAUUGUUUUUGUGGUUUUAUACAUACAUUGAAAUAAAAUGAGUA
This is a messenger RNA of Maylandia zebra (zebra mbuna), 716 nucleotides long. The record is from RefSeq and is a predicted model, not a curated record. NCBI's taxonomy places the organism in Eukaryota, Metazoa, Chordata, Actinopteri, Cichliformes, Cichlidae.